AUGAACAAAGCAAUAAAAGAUCCUGUGAUCAAUUCUAAACAGUUAACGCGAACGUCUGAAGCAGCAGCAGUGGCGGCUGAAGGAAUUAAAAAAAAUUCAGUAAUUGUCGGAAUAUUGAUCAACCAAAAGUUAAAAAUGUAUACUCACGAUUUGACACUAGGAGCUGCACUAACGGGACCUAGUGCACCAGAAGUUGCCGGACCGCUGGAGUUUAAAGCUGGUAGACUAGAUGAUGACGGUCCAGGUGAUGGCGGUUUGGUGGGUCCAGUAGGUAUUGUUCCAGAUGGUGCUGGUCCGGCUGGUUCAAUAGGUGCUUCAGAGGGUGCUGUCGGGCCGGCGGGUAUUGUUUCAGAUGGUGCCGGUCCGGUGGAUUCAGUAGGUGCUCCAGAGGGUGCUACUGUUGGUCCAACAG
This is a messenger RNA of Racocetra persica, 412 nucleotides long. Lineage: Eukaryota; Fungi; Glomeromycota; Glomeromycetes; Diversisporales; Gigasporaceae. The record is from the annotation of a GenBank genome assembly.